This is a messenger RNA of Bursaphelenchus okinawaensis, 4568 nucleotides long. Lineage: Eukaryota; Metazoa; Nematoda; Chromadorea; Rhabditida; Aphelenchoididae. The record is from the annotation of a GenBank genome assembly.
AUGAAGUCACGAGAGCUACAAGAGUUGAAGACGCUCGACUCAGACGGCCAUGCUACAGAGAACGGCUUCAGCUUCCGGAUACGAUCCGACUUGUCGGAGUUGAAGCCGAUCACAGUCCCGAUCCCUUUGGCCGGCAUCAUUAAGACACACCAAGCUCCAGAAUCCACAAAGUCAUGGAGUCGGUUUUGGCCGUGUAAGUCUUUGAAUGAUGUAGAUGUUACUUUACCUUAUGUAUUUAGGUACUCUAUACUUCGUUUUUAAUCAAAAGGAGACUGCUUUAACAAUUAUGUUUCAGCAAACUACAUGUCGACCUUCUUUGGCAACGUCGGCUACGUGAUUGGAGGGCAUCCGAUCGUCUUCUUCUUGCUGGGUAUCUUAAUAUGUGUAGCUGGAAGUAAGUCUAAAAUCGUGUAGUUAAUGACUUCUUUUAAGGCGUGGGGAUCUUGUUCGUGGACUUCCGAGACAACGUCAGAGAUGGCUACACUCCGACCACCUCCAGAGCCAGGGUAGAAUCCGAUUACCUGAGGCAGUUUAUGAAUUCAUCAGGUGAGUAGUCCUUGGAUGGAGGUGGCAUCCUUAAUAUCUGACUGUUGAGUUUUUAAAUUUAGGAGAUCCGACUUCAACGAUAUUAUUGUUUCGAGCCAAAGACAAUGGCUCCAUGCACAGGUUGAGGUACUUGAAGGAGACUACUGACACUGCCGACUUCUUGAGUACACUACCAGUGCUAUGUACUGACACUGCGACGUGUACCUACAAAGAUGUCUGUGGAUCCUUUUGCUUCAGCUCUUUCUUCGUCAAACAGUUCUAUGUAAGUCAUGGUCAAGUACUAAAAAGUACUGUCUAAGUACUACUGUAUUGUUUUAACUAGUUUGAGAUUCAAGGCUUUAAACUUACUGUUGAUCAAUAUCCAAAUUUAGACCGGACUAAAGAGACAAGUCGGGUACUAUCACAAAGGAGUGCCAUUAUCUAACGGCACCCAACUGUCAUUGCCUCGAGGUAAAGCUGAUGGAGUCAAGUACGAGUUGGAAGGGAACUUCUUUGGAGUCAAACGACGAGCUCCAAAUGAUACUCGACCCCUACCUGUUGGCAUCGUACCGGUCAGUAACUGCAGCUGCGAAUCGCCGGAACUGACUGAAGUCAAAGCAGUGUCGUAUGUUGACUACAUUGAGGUAUGUUUCAAAGAGUAUAUGUUAUAUGUGUUUACAUUAUUGUAAAUUACUUACUUUCAGUUGAUUAUGAUUGUCUUCCGUGGUGACUUCAAGAAUCCAGGAGACGAAGUGAAGAUGAAAGGUUGGGAAAUGGGUAUCCACAAGCACUUGAAGGUCAUGAACACUAGUCUGGUUGAGGUGCUGGCUUUAGGCAAUGAGAUUGUGGACUAUGAGAUGAAAGAAGAUGGCAGGAAGAUGGCUCCUUUCUUCGCCGCAGGUAAAAUUAUGCAAAUUUUUAUCAAUUUUGGUUUUAUUUGGUAUUACUUUGGUCAAAAAGUACAUAGAAAUGCCAUUUUAAAUACUUACUUUUCUACCAUUUUUACAAUAACUUUGCAAAAUAUUACUUUAGGCCUACUUUUAACGAUCAUCUUCGUUUACUGCUCAGUAAUAGCCGACUCGGUGGUAGCUGAUGUACUAGACUCUGGUAAAGUAAUUAUGGCAGGCUUUGUCAUCAUCUGUCCAGUACUAUCACUACUGACCACCUUUGGCAUCUUCGGCUGGUUCGGGUUCAGAGUGAACUCAGUAUCAAUGAUAACACCGUUCUUGAUCAUGGGGAUCGGCGUGAACGAUGCCUUCUUGCUGCUACACGGCUGGUACCGUACUCCCAUCAAGAACAUUUCUUUGUCUCAGAGGAUAGGACUGGUACUAGAGAACGUGGGUCCCUCGAUCACCAUCACCACCAUCACAGACGUCACCACCUUCAUACUCGGCUCCUUCACCCCGACCGAGGAAAUUAGCAUAUUCUGUUCAAUUACUGCCGCCUCCUUGUUCCUUUGCUACUGGUUCACCUUGCUGUUGUUUGUACCUAUUAUGACAUACUGUACCAGGCUGGAGGCUCACCAUUACUCUCCCAACUCUGAUGUUAUACCUCAUAAAGUAAGUACUUUCCUAUCAUAUCACUACGCACAACACUUUUUACUUUAAAAUUGAAGAUUACUGUUACUUUUUUAACUUAUGUUAUUCAGGAGACCAGACUUAGCCGGAUAUACGACAAAGUUUCGGUAGCCUACUGUAAGUUCAUCAUGCACCCAGCCACUGGUAUCAUCGUAUGUUUGAUUGUCAUAUUGACAUUGACCGCCGCUAUCAUUGGCUUUAUCAGAAUAGAUUCUCGGCUAGAUACGGAGAAGAUUCUACCUCACGACUCUCCCAUCCGCACACCUCACGAGCUGAUAGCUCACAACGUGUGGACAGAGUACUACCCCGUCUCCAUCUUCGUCAAUCUUCCAGUAGAUCUGGACAAUAAGACUGUCAGGAGUAAUGUCAGACAGAUGGUCACCGAGUUCGAGAGUGAAGAGAAGUGCAAAGGUACGGUCUUGCUAUUGAUCUACUACAAUAUUGUUGAUGGUUUUGUAUAACACACUAUAUUUGUGCAUAACAUUAUACCUGUUUACGGGAUUUUGCAAGAAUAUUUGUGGAAUGACAUGUAAACAAAAGUUGUGUAAUGUAAAAUAAUAUAGUAAUAUAUUAUACUUGAGGAGCUGAUUAACAUAAUUUAGGGCGAGAGUUCACUCGGUUGUGGAUCAACGACUACGAAGCCUUCAAGAAGGAGCAACUUGACUUCGGAGAGAUGUUUGACUUUGACCUGGAAGAAGAUACGACCACAGUAAAGCCAAGAGCCACUGUAAAGCCUUACUACGAGAAGCUGGAGAGCUUUCUGGGUCAAUUCUAUUAUCACCAUUACACCUCUUUCCUUCAGCUGGAUUACUCUGAGUAAGAUAAGGUCCAACUGCUACCUAUUUCGGUCAAAAGUUGAAUAGAACUGUUCACAAUAUACUGAUACAUUACCACAAAUUAUUUUUUAAAAAUAACUUUAAAUCUCUACUUUUGUCUAGAGCAAUAUUUACAGAGAAGUCCCAGUCCGAAAGUUCUGGUUUACCGUGGUAUACCAUAAUACGACCAACUGGGGCGAGAAGAUAGCCCUAAUGGUACGCUUGAGAGGUAUCGCCGACCAGUUCAGUAACCUUGGUGUGAGUAUCUGGGAGGUGAACGGAAUGUUUGUGGAUCAGAUGUUGUCAUUGAAGAGACUAACUUACUACGUAUGUUAUCCUUUAUAAGUUACAAUAUAUUGUGCAAUUAAUGUUGUCAUAGGCUGGAGAAGGUUGACUACCAGGGUUGGACGCAGGGCAGGGCAUGAGCCCUGUAACAGGGCAUUUUUGAAUUGUUUUUUGGCGCGCUUUUUUUACUUUUUUUUUGGCUAGGCCUAAAAACGCAAAAAUUUCUAGAAAUGGGUUUUAAACACUGCUAAUCCAUUUUACGUUGUUAUUUUAUUGAUAGCUAUUACAGUUUUCAAGAUAUGAGUUUGGCGGGAAAACGAAAUUCAAAAAAAUGCCCUGUUGAAAUGCCCUGCCCUGCCCUGCGUCCAACCCUGUUGACUACAUCCUUCUCCGACCUUAUUGUAGACUAUAUACUUUAAAAACUGUAAUUGUACUUUUGAAGUCACCGUAUUAUAUUCUAGAACGGCAUAAUAACCGUGGUGUGUAUGGCGAUCAUCAGCAUCAUCUUCAUCAGCCAUGCCUACCUGAUAUCGCUGGCGGUGAUGUCAAUCACGGCCAUCGCUCUGGAAGUGAUCGGCUUCUUAUCGUGGUGGGGGCUGGACCUGGACCCGGUCACGUUGUGUGCCUUCCUCAUGAGUGUGGGUAUGAGCGUAGACUUCACAGCCCACAUCGCUUAUCACCUCAAGGUAGGGUAAAAAUUUGACAAGUGGUUGUCAGUCAUCAGAUGAAUGAUAAUAUUGGUAAAAAAGACAAACAAGUUGAAGAACAACAAGCAAUUCUACAGACUUUUAGACCCUUAUUGAUAGAAAAUGACAGUUUUUAGCGGAAAUAGCUGUUUUGCACUUUUAUCAGUCUAAAAAACGUCAAAAAUGAUUUUUUUAUAUAGUAAUGUCAAUUGGUGGUUACUUUCAGCUGACAGAUAUAAUCAGAGUCCACCACUCUCACUUGUACCGAUACGAACUCAAGACUCGUGAACAUCAGGUGAUAGCCACUCUCGAGGCCGUAGGGUGGCCCACGGCUCAGGCCGGGUUCAGUACGGUGAUUUGCAUAUUACCGCUGAUUACUUUGCAAGUAGGUACUCACUUAUUCUACAUUGUUUCUGAUGACUAAGUAUACUGUAACCAGCCAUUCCACUUCAGAAUCUGUAUUCUGUAACUAAUUUCAGAACUACAUUCCCUUGGUAUUCGUGAAGACGAUAUCUCUGGUGGUAAUCAUAGGAUUACUACACGGGCUACUGGUCCUACCCUCCUUCUACUGUCUGUCGUGGCAGUGUAUGGAGUACCUGGAGAAGGUAUUCGGAUGUAAAGAAGCGGCCGAACCGUCCAAGAUGAACGGCGUCACGGAGACGCUGAUUGACAGUCAAUGA